UGGUGUUCGCUACAUCGAGACGCACUCAGUGAUUCGGUUUCGAGCGAUAAAGAUUCGUUGGCCCGUACCGUCCGGAACCCCUCUUUAGGCAGGGGUUCCACGAUUUCUACCUCAUUUGCAUGUCAGCCCGAGCAUUAGAACCACAUCGGCGGGAUCACAUGAGCGGAUAGCAGACUCGCAGAACGGCGCGCAACUACGGCUCGUGCUAAAUGUCGAAGGUUGUGCGGUGGUGAAAGUGUUUCUACUUAGCUAGAGAUAGUGUUCAUAGUAGCGUACCUAGUGCUGGUGUGAAAAUUAGUGAAGAUUUUCUUCUACCUCAAACACCCGCGAUGGAUCCGUCCGAUCACGAGGAGGCGAGCGUUCUCUACAGUCCCGGAAGGGAGCCCAAAAUUGUACCGCACAUAAACGCCAACGUGCGCAAGGAAACCAGAUGGACGUUUUGGUUGCUCACUACCGGUAUAUCGACCACGUUUGGUGCAGCUGUACCGACGGGCUACAACAUAGGCGUUAUCAAUGCACCGGCCAAUUUCAUCAAAAGCUGGUGCAAUGAUACUAUUUACGAAACGUACGGUACCGUAUUUUCUGAGGGCAAUCUGGAAACGUUCUGGUCGGCUGUCGUAUCGAUCUUCCUGAUCGGAGGUGUCAUUGGAUCGCUCGGUGGUGCGUGGGUUGCUGACAGGCUAGGAAGGAAGCGGUCCUUUCUAUUAUGUGGCUUUCUGCUUUUCUUCGGCGGUGUUUGCUUCCAGUUCUGCCAAACGCUGAGCUCCGUGGAGCUGCUUAUGAUCGGACGCUUCGUCGUCGGGCUAGCCGCAGGACUCACCACCAGCACGGUUCCAAUGUAUCUUACCGAGUUGGCCCCGCUAGGACUGCGUGGUGCGCUCGGUGUAUUCUGCUCGAUGGGCGUCACUGGCGGUGUGGUGGUUGGGCAAAUUAUGAGCCUGGAGGAGAUAUUCGGCACCGACGAUCACUGGCAGUUUGCGCUCAGCUUCUACGUCAUACUCGUGGUCAUGUUUUUCGUCCCAUAUCCCUGGCUGCCGGAAAGUCCCAAGUAUCUGUUCGUCAUUCGACGGCGCCAUGACGAGGCUGUGUAUGAGCUGAAGCGCGUUGCUGGUAGCAAAGUUCGGGACGAGUAUGUACGCGAGCAGAUCGAAGUGAUGCGCCGAGAGUGCACACCGGAGAGCGAUGAGGAAGCGUGCGGCGAUGGCAGUAGUGCAACGGCAAAGCCAAAGGAACGCUCCAUCUGGUCGGUGCUCAGAGAUCCAAUGCUGUUGCUACCGCUGGUUCUUGUCUGUGCCUUGCAGGGCGGUCAACAGUUGUCCGGAAUCAAUGCGGUAUUUUUCUACUCUGUAUCGAUCUUUGAGUCCGUUGGCUUAAGCUCGACCGAUGCCAAGUUUGCGAACCUGGGCGCCGGCUGUCUCAAUCUGUUCGUGGCGUUCUUCAGCCCCAUCCUGAUGGCCAAGUUUAACCGGCGCUUCCUGGCCCUUACAUCCUGUGCGAUGUGUGCAAUAUUUUUAUUCUGCCUCACGUUCAUCGUGUUCUUUAUUGACGACGUGGAAUGGUUUUCUUACGCAAGCAUCGUCGCCAUCUUGUUGUACAUUCUUUUCUACCAAAUUGGUCUUGGACCCAUCCCUUACUUUAUCGGUUCCGAACUGUUCGAGGUAGGGCCUCGACCCGCAGCCAUGGCCAUGGGCAGCUUGGCAUCGUGGGGAUGCAACUUCAUCGUGGCAAUGCUGUUCACCACGCUACAAAGUGCCUGGGGAGCGUUCGUAUUCCUGCCGUUUGCGUGUACGUGCGUGGCACUGACCGUUCUACUGAAGAUCUAUCUACCCGAGACGCGCGGUAAACACAUUUCGCAGAUUGUGCCACUCGUCGCUAAAGGCUUCAGCUCUAAACCGCUACUAGUGCCUUAAGAAGCGUGCGCCCAACGCACCUGCCACCUGCAAUAAUGACAAGCAAGAAGCUACACCGAAACAUGUUGUGAUUCUUAUAACCGUUGCUCAAAGGAAGAGGAGGGGCGUAGAAUUGAAGCAAAACAAAAACCACAAGUGGCUUAAUCGGUAAUCCUAAGCUUAGCAUCGUAUACUAGUACUUAGCCUAAGAAGAGCGUUAUUUUGUUUUAAACCCCAAAGUCAUUACACGAUAGAAUUGUUGUGAGAAUUUGAAAGCGCAAUAAUGACGAAACCAA
Messenger RNA from Anopheles moucheti, 2185 nucleotides. Its product is annotated as solute carrier family 2, facilitated glucose transporter member 1-like. Lineage: Eukaryota; Metazoa; Arthropoda; Insecta; Diptera; Culicidae. The record is from RefSeq and is a predicted model, not a curated record. The transcript is spliced from 7 exons. Gene Ontology annotation, biological process: monosaccharide transmembrane transport. Gene Ontology annotation, molecular function: hexose transmembrane transporter activity. Gene Ontology annotation, cellular component: membrane. Bases 330 to 1910 code for a protein of 526 amino acids.